AUGAAAAAUAAUGAAGAUGAAAAUAGUGUAAGGUCAUUAGGAUGUAGUGCAUUAAUGGAGUUAUUAAAUAACAAUGAGUUGUAUGAGAAUAAUGAAGAGAGUUGUGAUGUAAGUAGUAGUAAUAAAAAUUAUGUAAAAGAAAUAAAUUUAUUUGAAAUAAAUAAUAGUCUAGAAAAUGAUUCUAUUGAUAAAAAAAAAAUUUGUUAUUCUACAAGACUGUUAAAUAAAUCAUCAUAUAGUAAAUUAAGUGAAAAAAAAAUUGAUUUAAUUAAUUAUAAUUUAAGUUUUAAUAAUAAUAUAAAGACUGAUUGUUUUAAGAAUACUUAUUUUGAUACAGUUGAUAAAUAUAAUCUUUUUUUAUCAUCGAAAGGGAAAUACAAAUAUAAAAAUAAUAAUAAUAAUUAUUAUAAGGAUUAUAAAUGUUUAAUGCCAUACAAUAAUAAGAACGAAAUAAAAAGAGAUAAAAAAAAUAAAAAAAAUAGAAAAAACGUGGAUUUAAAUUUUUUUUCAUCUCAAGAAGAUAUUAACACAUAUACUUCAUUAAGAAAAAAAAAAAAAAGAAACAGCGAAAUUGUAAAAAAUUUAAGUGCACCAAAUAAAGAUGAAAAUAUUUCUGAUAUAGAAGAAAACAAAUUAAAAAAAAGAAAAAGAAAACAUAGUUAUGAGAAAAAUAUAUAUGCAAAUAAUUAUAUGUUCAAUAAUACAUAUGAGAAAAACAAUAUAAAAUUAUGUAAUUUAUCAAAUAAAAAAAGAACUAGCCAUAAUAUGUUAUGUGAUUAUAUAAAAUCACCUGAUGGGAUAAAAAAUUUUGUUAAUAAAAAUGUGAAAGACAAAAUAUUUAUAAAAAAUGAAGUAUGUGAUAAAAAUCAAAAUGUGGUUGACAUAGAAAUAUGUGACAAUGAAAAGAUAAAUAAAAAUAAUAUAAAUAAUAUAAAUAUUAUGAAUAAUAUUUCAACAAAUAAAUAUAAUAAUAUUAUAAAUGAACAGAACAAAAAGAAAUUAAAAAUAUAUGAUAAGGGGAAUGUACUUUGUCCUCAUUCGAUUGAUGAUAAUAAAAAAUGGAAUGAUAAUAUAAAUAUUGAAAAUAUUAAAUAUAUAGAAAUUGAUAUAUAUGAUAAAAAUGAUAAAUAUGAUAAAAAUGUUGAAAAUUUUGUGUUCCUUGAUUUUAUUCCUAUGACAGAAGAAUAUUUAAAAAUAAAAGAAACAAUAAAUAAUUUCAAAAAUAGAAAGCUACAAGAUAAUAAUACAUUGUGUAAAAAGGAAGAUAAUGUAUAUAUAUAUUCUAUUCCUAAGAGUAAUUUAAAAAUAAAUGCAAUCAAAAAAGAGUAUGAAAAAGAUAUGGAAAAUGAUAUAGAUAAAAAUAAAAAAACAUAUAACAAUUCUGAACAGUCAUAUAUAAAAAGAACAUAUAAGGAUUUGAAAAAAAACAUCUUAAGCAAAAACAUAAAAAUUAUUAACUAUGAUUAUGAAAAAAAUUUAUGUUACAUAUUGAUAAGAAAAAAUUCCACUUCGUAA
Plasmodium gaboni is the source of this 1515-nucleotide messenger RNA. RefSeq lists its product as hypothetical. The record is from RefSeq and is a predicted model, not a curated record. Bases 1 to 1515 code for a protein of 504 amino acids. NCBI's taxonomy places the organism in Eukaryota, Apicomplexa, Aconoidasida, Haemosporida, Plasmodiidae. The transcript has a single exon.